AUGUUGAAGAGAGUAUUGGCGCCUAGAAGAGGCGUCUUACGUGUCACUUCUACUACUACUGCUAGACUCGGUUCUGGCUUCAUCCACGCGCAAAGAUUCCAAUCGCAAACUACUUCUUCCCCCAAGGAAGUGUACACUAAAUUGUCGGACACCAAGGACCCUCAAAGAAAUGAAUUCUUCCAAUACACAUGGGGCUCGUGGUUGAAGAAUGAUAAGGCAGAAAGAGCCAAGAGAGAAACCUGUUUCUCCAUCGAAGGCGUGGCCACUUUGUUGUCUGAGAUUACCGCAGAAGUUCUAGACUCUAAAAACGUGUCUAAAUCCGGUAAAUACAUUGUAAAGGCUCCCAAACUGUUGAAAGAUGGUACUGUUUUAUUGAACAAUAAUCUUUCUCUCUUGGGACUGUUGCCUGGUGGUGGCAAUAAAUUGGGUGUCAAAUCUAUUGCCAGUAUCCAUGAAGGGAAGCACCAUAGGGUGUAUAAAGUCACUCUUACCACUGGGAAGGAAUUGGUGCUUCGUAUUCCUUAUAAGUUAGAAUCUGAUUAUGCUAUUUCGCAAAAGGUUAAAUCGGAAGCUGCUACUUUGGAUUUCUUGAAUUUGAAAUUGGGGGCCAAUGUUCCCAAGGUGGUUGCUUAUGGUGCCUCAAGAGACAACCUGUUGCAAACUCCAUUCAUUCUAAUGGAAUAUAUAUCUGGAGAUUUGUUGAUGAAAAAGUGGAAUCCAAUGUCUGAUAAUGAACAAGAGGUCUUGGACGUUAUUAAGCCAUUGGCUGAUUUCCAAGAGAAGAUCUUGUCUAUUGUAUUCAAUAAGUAUGGUUCCUUAUAUUUCCACGAUGAUGUGUCUGCGUUACAACAGGCUGAUUUACCCUAUAAUGGUGAAGAAGAUGCUACUUUGAAGAACAGAUGGAGAAUUGGUGCUUCUGUUGAAAAGGCAUUCUUCAAGAACAAAGACAAGUUGGAUAAGAAGACCAUUGCUAAAUACACUGGACCUUGGGAUUCCUCCAAGCCAUUGUCAUUGGUUUCUGCCAUUGCUGACAUUGAAUUGGAGAAUGUUAAGAACAGAUUGGCUUUGCACCACGCUGAAGCCUCAAAUGUCAUUGAAGAUGUGGAAUUACUCAAGAGAAAGCUAAAGUCUUUAGAAAAUUUCAAGACCAUGGCUCCUUUAUUACUCAAUAAUGCUUCUACUUCUAUUAUGAAUGUGGAGGAAGUGUUCAAGCCUCGGUUGAAUGUUCCUGAUUUGGAUCCCUUGAACACCAUUGAAAAUAAUGGAAAAUAUUAUCUUGUUGAUAUGGAAUACUCUUCUAUAAAGCCAUUUAUUUUGAGUGCUUACCCUUCAUUUGUUGCGUACCAAGGUGCAAAGAUCCACAAUUUGGAAGAAGACGUACCUGGUUAUAAUGAGAUGUCAGAUGUUGAGAAGGAACAGUUCAAGUUUAUGUACUACAAGACCAGAAAUGAGUUUAUGUGGGAAAAGGAAUUAAAUGCUAGAAGACACGAUUUAAUCUCUAUUGCUUCUCCACAUAUCAAGGCAUUAAAGAGUCCUUAUGCUCAAGCUUUGGAAUUGAAGAAUGAUAAGGAUUAUUUGUAUGUUGAAGGGUCGAUGAUUCAAUUGCAAGCUUUAUGGGAUGCUUAUGUCGCCAACGAAUUGUGUAACGCUACGGAUUCAACCUUCCCAAUUAAAUAUUCUCCUGAGUAUUUGAAGGAACAUCAAGCUGAUUUAGAAGACUAUCAAAUGGAAAUUGUAUCUACCCCCUUUGCUGCAACUGGUGGGUGGAUUCCACAAGAUAUGUUUGAGGCCUUGAAGUCUAAGGGUAUCAUUAAGUUUGAAGACAAUGGUGAUUUUUCCAUCGCUACUGAUGAAAUGCUUGCAGCUGAAGAAGAAGAAGCCAAAAGAUUAGAGAAGGAACACGAAUCGCAUGCAGCUCCCAAUACGAAGAUUUAA
Molecule: messenger RNA, 1935 nt
Organism: Lizanozyma spartinae
Lineage: Eukaryota; Fungi; Ascomycota; Pichiomycetes; Serinales; Debaryomycetaceae
Gene: AIM9
Exons: 1
Coding region: 1-1935 (644 amino acids)
Cellular component (GO): mitochondrion
Source: RefSeq, a predicted model, not a curated record